This is a messenger RNA of Tetrahymena thermophila SB210, 222 nucleotides long. RefSeq lists its product as hypothetical. The record is from RefSeq and is a predicted model, not a curated record. The transcript has a single exon. NCBI's taxonomy places the organism in Eukaryota, Ciliophora, Oligohymenophorea, Hymenostomatida, Tetrahymenidae.
AUGUCUUACUUAGACUCUAAUGUUCUAGACAGAAAGUCAACAUCGAGUCCUCCUGCAGAUAAAACUCUUCGUAUAGACAAGGAUGUAUCUUAAGAAGAUUAUGUACAUCUCUUGAAUAGAUUAACCAAAUUACAUAUACUCAAUUUAGCAUUCUUUAAAAUGAAAAAGAUGCUCCAAGUUUUUAAUUCCUUAGUAGUUUUUAAAACAGCACUUAUAUUGUGA